Molecule: messenger RNA, 1470 nt
Organism: Exophiala mesophila
Lineage: Eukaryota; Fungi; Ascomycota; Eurotiomycetes; Chaetothyriales; Herpotrichiellaceae
Exons: 1
Coding region: 145-1227 (360 amino acids)
Source: RefSeq, a predicted model, not a curated record
GUUGUCUUCACCAUCUCCCUCAUCAACAAUCAUUUUAAUCAUUCUAACCGACCGAUGUCGGUCCGUGGAUCCCUGCACCUUGAAAGAUUUCCCCAGAUAGUACAACACGUCGACCAAAGUUGCAAACGAUGCGUGGUCAGGUGAAUGCAGGACUCGGCUCACUCAACACUGCAGCCUAGACCAUCCGCCACUCAUCACCACCAUAACAAUCGAGAUGGACAUGGAUAUGGACAUCAUGGCCCCAGUAAGGCGCACAGCCUGGAACAUGCCCAACCACCAAACACCCUGAAUGUUCUCGACGACGCGUCGUCAGCCACAGACGCCAGACAUGUCCAACGAACCCGCACAUCCAAGGUCCCAGAUACGACAGCGACAGCGACAGCCUUACCCACCGAGCCCACCGCAAGUGUAUACAAGAACCUCACCUUUUACCCUGCAUACUGCUUCCCGUCCUCGCCAACAUAUCACAAGUGGGUCAACAUCACAGCCUCGUCCAUCCACCAGGACCUGAAGCCACACAACCAGUUCUCUCAGUACACCACCAGCGUAGGCAAACCAAAGCGUCAUGUCGCGAAUGAUGGACUACUCCUUUUCUACCUCAACCAUCCCAUCCAAUUCGUUCAGGUAGUGGGCGUCAUUGUUGCCUUUGACGGCGACAAUAAGAGAUUCUGGAUCUUCACCCUCGACGAUGCUAGCGGGAGCACCAUCGACGUCCUGUGUCCGAAGCCUGAUGAAGACGCUGAUCCAGGACCGACCACAUCCGUCUCGAAGUCGCCAGACCCGCACAGUCCAAGCGCUCUAUUGACUGCGCUUCUCCCCGUCCUUGACCUAGGCACCACGGUCCAAGUUAAAGGCACGUUGAGUAGUUUCCGCAAAACGCUCCAAAUAAACCUCAAACGCAUCUUCCUCGUCCCCAGCACGGCUCACGAACUUGCCCACAUACGUUCCCGCAACGAUUUCUUUCGAUCCACCCUUUCCAUCCCAUGGGCCUUGUCGGAACGCCGCCAGAGACAUCUGCUUAGACAAGCCAAUGAGGAGGCUGUGACCCGACGUGAUCGAGAGAAAAGACGACGUAAGAGACAACUCGCCCGCGAACAGCAAGAGAUCCUUGAUCAACAACUCAUUGUUCGGCAAUGGGAAGAGGAGGAAAAGACCAGGGAGAAGGACGCUCUAGAGGCCAACCUCUCAGGUAACGCACUACAGGCCAAGAAUGACUCAAGUUCAUGAUGGCCAUUGUAACUUUGUAGCUACUAGUAUAUACCAAGACAGGGUAUGAGUCUUGCGUCAAGACGAAAAGCAUAAUCAAUACUGGGAACCUGUUUCACAUUGCGAAUCGACGGCCUGAGAGUCACUUAAGAGCCAUCGCCCACGCUUGCACUACACUGCACAGUUACGACCAGAACCAUUUGUCUGAAAUCUUGUAUAUUAAAGAAAUUCUCAGCAAUGUACAGUAAGAAGUGCACGAUCCCU